AUGCUAAACGGCGUUAUCUCCGUUUGCUUUUUCCUGGACAAUUUUACCUUCGCUUCCCUCUUUUGCCCUAGCAGCUCUUUACAUAUAAAACAAAGUUACCGGCUACACCGGUUACCCGUCAUCCGGAUCAUUGAAAAUAAAGACGUCAAAAUGACCACCGCUACCCUUUGGUCUCUUCUCUCCUUUUUCUGCAUCUCACACACACAAACGAGAAGAUCUUACGGCUUUCCAAGAAAACCAGGAAUGGUUGACGGUGAUCUGUUUACAGGGAUGAAGCGGUCUAGAGAUGACGAUGAUGCUUACAGCAGCCCUCAGUUCAAGCGGCCAUUGAUUUCUGAACAAUCCAAGCACAAAGGCAGCACUCAUAAAUUGACGACUAAUGAUGCCCUAACAUAUCUAGAGAAAGUUAAAGAUAUAUUCCAAAAUGAAAAGGAAAAAUAUGAAGAGUUUCUUAAAGUCAUGAAAGAUUUCAAGACCCAAAGAAUUGACACCACAGGUGUCAUAGCACGGGUGAAGGAAUUGUUCAAAGGGCACCAGGACCUACUUUUGGGUUUCAAUCCCUUUCUUCCAAAGGGAUUUCAGAUCACCCUCCCACUAGAUGAUGAACAACACCAUGUUAAGAAGCCUUUGGAGAUUGAAGAAGCCAUUCUAUUUGUAAACAAAAUUAAGAUGAGAUUUCAAGGUCAAGACCAUGUGUACAAAUAUUUUCUUGAUACUUUGAAUAAGUAUAAAAAAGAAAACAAAUCCAUCAAGGAAGUUCACCAAGAGGUUGCUGCUCUUCUUAAUGAUCAACAAGACCUUCUAAAGGAGUUCACCAAUUUCUUACCUGUUUCUUCUCAUACUGAAUGCAAAGUCAACGUUGACCAGCCUGAUCCAGAUCAUGAAAAAGCAUGUACUAUUUCUGUUAAAGAGAAUAGGGCACAUGGUGAAAAACAAAAAGACACAUCAGAAGACACAGAACAAAGAGAACACGAUCAAGAUGAUAAAGAUUGUGAUGUGACACAUCAUUUUACCCAAAAUAAACCCCCACGUACUCUUGAAGACUCUGUAGCUGAACUCUUUCAUCAAGAUGUACAUGGCCAAAUGCUUUGUCUUCGUGAGAAGGUGAAGGAAAGAUUGAGCAACUCAGAUGAUUACCAGUCAUUCUUGAAGUGCAUUGCAGAGUAUUGCACAGAGAGUAUUACUCGCCCACAACUGCAAUCAAGGGUAAAUAGUUUGCUUGGAGCAUAUCCGGAUCUUGUGGAAGAAGUCAAUGAGUUUAUAGAUCGCAGUGAAAAGACAAGAUCUUUAUGGAGUGAUGGACAUUUACCUGGAGUAAUAAAGGGUAAUGAUGGGGGUAAAGAUGGAAAUUCUGAUGGAGAUGAAAUGGAAAAGAAUAGUUCAGCCAUCAAGGAGAAGUAUCUAACAAAAUCAAUUCAAGAACUUGACCUUUCUGACUGUGAAUGCUGCACUCCAAGUUAUCGCCUUCUACCAAAAAACUACCCAAUUCCUUCAGCAAGCCAAAGAACAAAGAUCGGUUAUGAGGUGUUGAAUGAUCAUUGGGUGUCUGUUACUUCCGGAAGCGAAGAUUAUUCUUUCAAACACAUGCGUAAAAACCAAUAUGAAGAAAGCUUAUUUCGAUGUGAAGAUGACAGAUUUGAACUGGACAUGUUAUUAGAAUCAGUGAAUGUAACAGCAAAACGUGUGGAAGAACUAUUGGAUAGGAUUAAUGAUAAUUCGAUUAGGAAGACAGAGAAUGUGGUUCAUAUAGAAGACUUUACAGCUAUAAAUCUGAGAUGCAUUGGGCGUUUAUAUGGUGAUCAUGGACUUGAUGUGAUGGAUGUAUUAAGAAAGAAUGCAUCCCUUGCUUUACCAGUUAUAUUACAUCGUUUGAAACAGAAGCAAGAAGAAUGGCUGAGGUGUCGAUCUGAUACUAAAAAAGUUUGGGCUGAAAUUUAUGCUAAAAAUUAUCAUAAAUCACUUGAUCAUCGCAGCUUUUAUUUCAAACAACAAGAUUCAAAGAGCUUGAGUGCUAAAGCUUUAUUGGCUGAAAUUAAGGAAACAAGUGAAGAAAAGUCUGUAGAUGAUCACAUCCUUCAAUCCAUUGCUCCUGGAAAAAAACAAAACAAUAUUCCACAUCAAGAAUUUAAGUACUCUGAUUUAAUCAUCCAUGAAGAUUUAUAUCAACUCAUGAAAUAUUCUGUCACACAAAGUGCUUCCUCUGAACAAACGGAUAAAUCCGUGAAGAUCUGGACUACUUUUGUUGAACCUAUGCUUGGUGUUCCUCCGCGGUCAACAUCCACAGUUGACCAAGCAAAAACAACCAAUCGUGGAUCUUCCAUGAGAGCUAAUGAUAACAUUAACAACAAUGGUGUUAAAGAGAAUGGUGAAUUUUCGCCAAAUGGAGAUUUUAAAAGGGGAAAUAGCCGAAGGUCAUUAGAUGAUAAUAGUGAGAAUGCUUUUGAUUCAGGAAGUGAAUCCGCUGAUGCGGAGGAUCACUCCCCGUAUGUAGACCAUGGUAACAAUGGUGGGAGUGAUGGUGUGGUGGAUGCAUUGGGUGACGACACCUGUCCUUUUUCAGAACAUAUUUUGAAAAGAGUGAAACCGCUUAUGCUUCAUGUUCCUGAAACUUUGCAAAGUAAAGAAAAAAAGUCGAGGGUGUUUUACGGAAAUGAUGACUUUUAUGUUUUCUUCAGACUUCAUCAAAUAUUGUACUCAAGGCUAGAGGAGGCAAAGGAAAAGUCUCUAGUUGAAAAAUGGAGGGGUUCAAAUGAUACAACACCUAAUGAUUCAUAUGCUAGAUUCUUGGAUCUACUGUAUAGUUUUCUUGAUGGUGCUAUCGACAGUGCAAAAUAUGAAGAUGAAUGUCGGGCUGUUCUUGGCACGUGGUCGUUUCCUGUCUUCACAUUAGACAAACUGAUCGACAAGCUUACAAAAUUGCUGCUAGCUAUUGCAACGGAUGAGGUUAAUAACAAGCUUCUUGAUCUAUAUGCUUAUGAAAAUAUGAGAAAAGGGGAGAGAUUUGUGGAUGAACUUUAUAAUGCAAAUGCAAGUGUCAUUGUUAAUGACUCAAAGAUCUUCCGGUUUGAGUGUUCAUCUAUCCCUGAGACAUAUAGACAUACCCGAUUAACUAUACAAAUAAUAAACUUUGCAUAUGAAAAAUCUGAACCACCGGCUUCUUUGAUGGACCCAAAUUUUGUAGCAUAUUUAAACACUCAACUCCUUUCAGUUGAUCAUAGGAGAAAGAGGCACAGGAUCUUCUUGAAGAGGAACAAGAGAAAAAAUGGGUGUGGAGAUGAUGACUCAGCAAUGGCAAAGGCCAUGGAAGGUUUUCAUGUAGUCAAUGGGCUUGAGUUCAAGAUAGCUGCCUUUACAUAUAAGGUGUACUAUGUUAUGGGUACAUCAGAUUCUUUGGUGCGAAAGGGAAGGAAAAGGGUGAACAAUAACAAUCGUAUGGUGUCUCAUGAAGUUGGUAAUGGUAAUCUUUCAAUUUCAAAUGCUCAUUCUCUUAAAGCAUUGAAGUUCCUUAAGUUUUUGUUCUCAAGGAUUCAAUCCAUGGGAACAUGACAAGAUUAAAGAAUUCUAGUGUUUUGUAAUUGUAAUAGGAAGAGAAAGAAAUAAAAUUAAUAAUAAAAAUUUGUAAUUGUGACGAUACUGCAUAACAAGUAAAAGACAUUGAAUUUGUAAGCUGUACAAUCAUCAUGUAGGUUAAUU
This is a messenger RNA of Lactuca virosa, 3693 nucleotides long. NCBI's taxonomy places the organism in Eukaryota, Viridiplantae, Streptophyta, Magnoliopsida, Asterales, Asteraceae. The record is from the annotation of a GenBank genome assembly.